This is a messenger RNA of Bursaphelenchus okinawaensis, 1656 nucleotides long. NCBI's taxonomy places the organism in Eukaryota, Metazoa, Nematoda, Chromadorea, Rhabditida, Aphelenchoididae. The record is from the annotation of a GenBank genome assembly.
AUGCCCAUCUUGGUAGUGCCGUUGUAUGGAGUCUACUUGGUAGUCAAUAGAAUUACUAUUCCCGAAGCAGUUUUAACUCAUUCUGUGCCGUAUCUGAAGUACAAGGCUCAGAUACGAUCUAAAACAUGGUUGCGAGCUGAUAUGGCUAUCUCGUUGACUAUAGCUUGUGCCGCUUUUGGAUUUGGAUGUGUUUUGUUCUUUGGGUAUUUCAAGGUAAAUUAGUGUAAUUAGGUUAAAAACAUUGUGAUUUUAUAGAUAAAACAACUAAAAAACAAUGGAGAUAUAACGGUUGUAUAAAUAGCUACUAAAUUAACUUAUUUUAGACACGUGCUGGAUCAACGUAUUUCCUGAAAGCAGCUAUAGUUAGUGUUAUCAUAUCAUUCUUAUACCUAAUCGACGCGUUUUUAGCAGUAAAACAGCUGAAUUCAGCUUCUGUAGAGUUUAUCAAAAAUGUUUCUGUAAAUGUGAGUUUAUUUUUGCUUUUUUUUGUGCAUCAGCGCCCAGCUUUGCGCAGUUUGCAGACAAAAUAAUUUUUUUCCGGCAAUUUUUUAUUUUUUUCAAUCUUUUUUAAAAAUUUUUUUAAAUUGUUGAAAAAUUAACUUAUUAUUAACUUUUUUACAGGCAUUUACAACUCCCAGUUCAAAAGACUUCAAAGUGUCUAGCCAAAGAAGGUAUCAACAAAACCUUGUCAAAUCUUACAGUAUUGAUGAAAACAACACCCAGAACAAUCAUUAUCAACCUCAGAAUUCCAAACAUGCGUCAGCCAUCUCCAAUCAGGCACCGUUAUCGACUGGUCGAAGGGGGUCUUCACAUUUGGAAAUUGCGAAACGAAAAGAUUCUUCAUGGUUUGAUGAAGAUCGACGAGGAGAUACAAUGGAUAAUGAUGGUCAAUGGCUCUAUCAGAGUUACGACCGACAGCCGGAGGAGAAUCAUUACCUGAAAGUGUACAAAGACUCUGAAAUGAAGCAUCAAGACAAUUCUAAUCGAAGAGGUAAGUUAUAUUUUGUUGUUAUUGUUUAUAAUUAUACGACUUUUUAUUAUAUAAUACUAGAUACGUUCUAUAGUAUUCCCUUUUGAUUUUGUAUGACACUUGUUAGAUAAUUGUGACUUUUUCUAAAAACAGAUUUCUGGUGUUAUUGUGUAACUAAGUGAAGGUAUGAAAGUAGAAAACAAUCUUCAGGUUCGACCUUCAUGGAUUCUGAAGAGGAGUUCCCGCCACCACCGCCAAUGCCGGUUUUAACCUCUCAACCACAAAUCACACCUUAUAAACAAACACAGUUUCCUAGAAGAGUGCCAGUUCCACCACAACGGUCGACAGAGUCUUUCGAAUCGACUGGUCGAACGAUCCCACGAGUUAAUAUACCCAACAUGAGUAGCCGAAGUCUACAUCAACAUGUAACGAUAAAUCCACCAGCUUAUAAGGCAAGGGUGGUUGUGGUUGAAGACGAUGAUGCCGUGUUUGACCGCUCGUUUUUGUCGAAUAACAAGAAAGGUAUUAUCUAAAAUAUAGAUGGUAUUCCUAAUAUAAGUUACUAUGAUUGGAGUAGUUUGUACAGUUAAAAGGGUUAUAAAGCAUAGUAGAUGUUUUUUAUUCCAGGCUCUUCAAGCGACGGAUCUACGGUCAGAAUCGACGACGUAGACAAGCGAUCUUACUGA